Messenger RNA from Andrographis paniculata, 2403 nucleotides. RefSeq names its product mediator of RNA polymerase II transcription subunit 4-like. Lineage: Eukaryota; Viridiplantae; Streptophyta; Magnoliopsida; Lamiales; Acanthaceae. The coding region runs from base 874 to 2106 and encodes 410 amino acids. Gene Ontology annotation, cellular component: mediator complex; core mediator complex. The transcript has 3 exons. The record is from RefSeq and is a predicted model, not a curated record. Gene Ontology annotation, molecular function: transcription coregulator activity. Gene Ontology annotation, biological process: regulation of transcription by RNA polymerase II.
AGUAUAUUUCAUAAAUAUUAAUUAUUAGUAUAUAGUUUUAAUUAAUGCAAUAUAUUUUAAAUAAUUUUUUUAUAUAUAAUAUUUAAACUAUAAUACAAUUGACUAUAAAAUUUUACCAUCUCAUCAUUUUCUUCACUAGCUGAAAUUUAAUCGGCAAAUCGGCCUGUGAUCCGUAAAUAUACAAUUAUGUUCGUUCUAUUUAUUUAUUAUUUUUAUAUUCUGUGCACAUUUUUUAUAAAAAAUUAUUUUCAAUUAUAUCACAAAAUAAAUACACCAUAUAAUUGUAUCACCUGAUGCAAAAUUACAUUGGAAAAUUAAAGCUAUUGUUUUGGUCACAAGUUUCUUGUGGGGGUGAUAUAAUUUUUUUAUUUUACUGUUGAAUUCUAUUUUAAUACGAAAUAAUCUUUUGUCCUAAAAAGUAUCACAUUAAUUAAUUUUUUUUUUUAAAUAAAAAAAUUAAAUCUUCAAACUAAUCCAAAAUUUAUGGCUAUUUUUCAACUCACAUUUAAGCAUGUUUUAUGGGCCUGGAUGGGCCUAUUUGGGCCGUAAAAAAACUCAUUCCAAAGCCCAAAUAGAAGAGCGUUCCUACCAUUCACUCCCUCUUCACCGAAAAAUCAAACUGAAGAUUGAGGGGAUUCCGUUCCGCUCUCUCCAUUUCGUCCCAGUUGAAGAUUUACGUUUCUGAGGCUCUUCUGGGCGAUUGGAAGAAUGUACGAGGUACUGUGGCGUGAAUCGAAGUAAGAUGGCUGUGAAAUAUGGUCAGAGCGUUUAGACAGAUCGACGCCCUUCGUGCUUUGUUCCCCUUCAGCUGCUGGAUUCAUUCCGGAAUAAUUUGUUAUCAGGAACUCUUUUGGUGUUUCCGAGUACUCGAAAAUGCUGCAAAACAUCCCUCACCAAAUGGUGCAAUCUCCGGCAAGACUCGGUCUUCCGAACCCCAACUCCCCGUCCCUCCAAACCUCGACACCCUCUAAAUUCUCCUCCCAAAACACACAAACCCACCCACCCGCCCAGACAGCCUCGAAUAACUUGUCUACACCCUCCGUUUCUUCGACCCUCCUUCCUCUCCUCCCCCCUCUCCCAAGAGCCCAGUCCCUCCUCCUCCAAAUGGCGUCUCUCGCCUCCAAAAUCUGUGAAAUCUCCCCGAACCGUUCCCACUGGAUCUCCGCCUUCCGUGGCUCCCUCCCGACUUUCCUGCCCUCCCAAACUCCGUCGACCUCUCUGCCACAGCGGGACGUUUCUCCGUCGUCCAGCAAAGAAAUCCUUGCCUUGUUCACAAAUCUCCAGACCCAGCUCUUCGAAGCUGUUGCCGAGCUCCAGGAGGUACUCGAUCUCCAAGACGCUAAAGAGAAGCUCGCCAGGGAAAUCCAGUCCAAAGAUUCUGCCCUCCUCGUGUUCGCGAAUAAGCUCAGAGAGGCCGAGAAUGUCCUCGACAUCCUUGUCGACGACUAUUCUGAUUAUCGCCGAACCAAACGGGCCAAGUCAGCCUCCGAAGAGGAUGUUGGGAACUCUUCCAGCACCACCGUUGCGACACGGCUGAAUCUGUCGGACAUAUUGGCGUACGCCCACAAGAUAAGUUACACCACGUUUGCGCCUCCCGAAUUCGGCACGGGACAGGCUCCUCUCCGCGGGGCUCUCCCUCCAGCCCCGCAAGAUGAGCAGAUGCGUGCGUCGCAGCUGUACGCGUUCGCCGAUCUCGACGUCGGUCUGCCCAAAACCGACAAGGCCCGAGAGACGAUAGUCGAGCCGUUGAUCGAAGCUGCGGCUGCGGUACCCACAGCUGAGCAGCGCAAUCCUGCAGCGAGCAUGCAAGGUCUGCUUCCGUCGAACAUCGUGGUGCCGUCGGGAUGGAAGCCCGGAAUGCCUGUGGAAUUACCCAGCUACUUGCCGAUCCUUCCUCCGCCGGGGUGGAAGCCGGGCGACCUGAUUACAUUGCCCCCGGUGGAUUCUCUUGCUGCUGGUCCGGCGAGGGCCGAGGAGCCGAAGUUGAGGCCGGUGGCAAAGGCGGCGCCGCCGGAGCCCAUACAGGUACGGCAUGUGCAGCUUGACAUUGAGGAUGAUAGUAGCGAUUAUAGCAGUGAUGCUGGGAGCUCAGAUAGCGAAGAUUGACAUAGCUGACCUGACCAUCCAUGGCUUUUGGUAAAGUGAGAUGGAGACAUAAAAAUAGAAACAAACAAAUUAUUUUAAUAUUUUAUUUUAAAUUAUUGAUUUUUUAUUGGUAGAUAAAAUUUAUAUUACCAGCAUGAUUAGAGCACACUGACACAGUUGCCAUUUUAAUUAAAUGCUUUUACACAUAAGGCAUUUAAAAUGCUGUCGGUGAGACUGCUCUUAAUGGAGCUGAUACUUUCUUGUAUGUUCUUUUACUAUUUCUGUCUAUGUAUGAUGCACAGCUGCAUUCUUUUAUUA